UCCACGUCAAUUUGUGGACGAACCCGAGAAUCUCUAUAUAUGCACCAUGAUGAAUACUAUAGCUUGUAGGAUAAAGUUCUCCGUAGAGGGCCACGGAAUUGUUCGCCCCGUCGGCGUGAACUUGCAGCCCAUCCGCGGAGGAUCAGUCCGCGUUGUCACCUCUCGGCAUGAAAUAGUCAUCGCUUGCGACGCACUCCGCAAUCCACAGCUCUUGAUGCUCAGGUACGGCUCCACAUAGUUACUAGUGUU
Messenger RNA from Laetiporus sulphureus 93-53, 249 nucleotides. RefSeq lists its product as uncharacterized. The record is from RefSeq and is a predicted model, not a curated record. The transcript has a single exon. Bases 47 to 238 code for a protein of 63 amino acids. NCBI's taxonomy places the organism in Eukaryota, Fungi, Basidiomycota, Agaricomycetes, Polyporales, Laetiporaceae.